GUGGACAACAUUCUAGCGCAGUCGGAAUCACAGCGCCCGCGCGGAAAGUCGCUUCACACGCCGCGCUGCUCUUACGUCUCGACACCCGAGCUCGACGUGAUCUGAACAAACACCGCUAUCGCCAACAAUUAGUGAUAAAAACGAAAACAUUACCCGGAAACUAUGCCAUCGGAACUCGUUACCAGCUAAAUAUUUACUGUGAUUCGAAGACGCCAGAGACGCGGUUAUAGAUAAGAAGUGUUGUUACAUUAUUUUGGACGAAUCGAGUCACCUGUUGUAAAGGGAUAUCGACGGCGAUAUCAACAAAUCGAGUCGCGUGGUUCAGUAGUCAAUAAGCGGUGGUUUCAUAUCACCGCGCGUUAAAUUGGAAAAUGCCGGUGUGCGGCUACGAAAAAAUGUCGUCUCAGGAGAUGUGUCUGAUGGGAUACGCUGGGGCGCCGGAUUACAUGAUGGGCUCGCAGCCCCACGUAUGGGACAAGCCGUCGGAGACCUCGUACCCCUCGUUCGUCCACAGGAAUCACCAGGACACCAGCCUGGACGUCAACAUGACAUACGCUGGAGAAGACAGUGAUAUUCAGUUGGAGACGAGUAGCAGCGAAGCGAGCGCCGCCAGUUCCACAGCCCUUUCGCAGCAUUGCGCCAUCUGCGGCGACCGCGCCACAGGGAAACACUAUGGAGCCUCGUCCUGCGACGGAUGCAAAGGCUUCUUCAGAAGAAGCGUCAGAAAGAACCACCUCUACACGUGCAGGUUCAGCAGAAAUUGUGUGGUAGACAAAGACAAAAGAAAUCAAUGUAGAUACUGUAGGCUAAGGAAAUGCUUCAAGGCUGGCAUGAAAAAAGAAGCUGUACAGAACGAAAGAGACAGGAUAAACUGCAGGCGACCCUCGUACGAGGAACCCACACAAGCCAACGGGCUGUCAGUGGUGUCCUUACUAAAUGCUGAGCUUUUAAGCAGAAAGGUCAUUGAUGAGACAAUCAACGUGAGCGACGCGGAGAUCAACAACCGGAAGCUGGCAAAGAUCAACGACGUGUGCGACUCCAUCAAACAGCAGCUCCUCAUCCUGGUCGAGUGGGCCAAGUACAUACCCGCCUUCACUGAGCUACACCUCGAUGACCAGGUGGCGCUGCUGCGCGCGCACGCAGGCGAGCACCUGCUGCUGGGCUGCGCGCGCCGCUCGCUGCACCUCAAGGACGUGCUACUCUUGGGCAACAACUGCAUCAUCGCCAAACACAAUAUUGAUGGGCGCAUGGAUAUAGAUAUCAGCAUGAUCGGCAUCAGAGUGAUGGACGAGAUCGUGCGGCCGUUGAGGGAGAUCGACAUCGAUGACACUGAGUUCGCGUGUCUCAAGGCCAUCGUCUUCUUCGACCCGAAUGCCAAAGGGCUGUCCCAGCCGCAGAAGAUCAAGCAACUCCGCUAUCAGAUCCAGAUCAACCUGGAAGACUACAUCAGCGAUAGGCAGUACGACGGGCGCGGCCGCUUCGGCGAGCUGUUGCUGUGUCUGCCGCCGCUGCAGUCCAUCACGUGGCAGAUGAUCGAGCAGAUCCAGUUCGCGAAGCUGUUCGGAGUCGCCCAUGUGGACAGCUUGUUGCAGGAGAUGUUGCUUGGGGGAGCGUCGACAGAGAGCGGCAUGGAGACGGAGACGGAGACGGCGGCGGACGCGGCGCCGGCGCCCGCGCUCGUGCCGCAGCUGUCCGCGCCCGCGUCCGCGUCCGCGCCCGAGCCCUUCCUCCACGACCGCUUCAAGCAGGAGCCCAACAUGAGUCCGGCGCAAGCGUCGCCGGUCAGGAGCGCGGACAUUACGUUGUUAUAGUGGACCUUGCGACGACCAAUGUCAAGUGUAAUCGUAAUUAUGUUUCAAUAGAUCAAUGAAGAUCGUCGUCUGUUCUUAUUAUUAUGGGGUCCAUUGUGUUCGCACGUCGAACAUUUGGCCCUUUUAUACUUACCCCCAUGACCUAUUCACUAGUAGCAGGUAUUCUGAAGGACUGCAUAAGCUUCAGAUAACGUCGUAUGUGAAAAUGAGACAGAAAAUAGUUAUUCGAUUUUGGAGUACACCAUACAUCAAAAUGCUUCAUCACGCGAAAUAAUUGUGAAGUUAAUCAGUAUGAGCUGGCGACGACUUUCAUUUAUCUAUGCUUUCAAUGUAUUUUAUUUAUAUUUGAGUGUUGUAUGUACUCAAAUAUCGCAUAGAAAUUAAGACUUUGUUUAUAUUUUUUGUGUUUGCCAAAUAUAAGGCGACCUUGAAUAAUGUGGUUGCAUGAUUGAUUAUAAUUUGUAGAUUAUAUCGACUGUGGUGCCUGUAAUUUAGUGAGGAAAUAUUUACAUUAAAUAUAUAGGUGUAGGUGUAUUUCUGCCAAUUUCCGAGUUAUUUAUACAAUCUUAGAUGUAGGUAUUGGAUUUUUUAUAAGUGCAAUCACUUCCCUCGGCUGUGUAAAGUAUGUUUAGAUAACAUAUCAAUUUAGACGACGUAAAAAUGUAUUUGAUUUCCUUUAAAACUAAAUUAUCUGAAUUAGUAUAUAGAUAUUUUUAUAAAUGUUUUAUAUAUAUAUACCAUCAAGGUAUUUUAUAGUUCCCUAAGCUGUACACACGGUGAGGUAUUUUUAAAAGGAAAAGAUAGGCUAUCCAUUGUAAGAGUUAGUUACCAAUAGAAAAAUAGGGGUCGGUUAUCCUAUUGUUAAAAUUGUUUUUGUAUUUUUAUUAAUUUUUGUAUCAGGAGCAAAAUACAUUUUUUUUAUUAAAUAAAUAUUAUUAUUGGCACAGCUAAGUCUUGUGGUGCAUAAAAAUAUGCAUUUUGUAGAUUAUUUAGUUUUAAUAAUGGAGAUGUUUAAAUUAACAAAAUGCUCAACCCUUUUGCUUGUUUGAUGAAUUUUUUGCGGUGAAAGUAGGGAUUACCAACAUAGUCUUGAAACCUGUGUUGUAAUUAUAAAUAUAUAAAAUAGGUGCCUUAUUUCCCUACAAUUUGUAGGUUGGUGUAUUGUUGAAUGUACAUACUAUGUUAUGAUUUUUUAGUAGAAUAUAUUUUAAUAAAUAAUCUGUUACACAAA
This is a messenger RNA of Plodia interpunctella (Indianmeal moth), 3042 nucleotides long. RefSeq names its product Hepatocyte nuclear factor 4 (gene Hnf4). The coding region runs from base 372 to 1811 and encodes 479 amino acids. Gene Ontology annotation, biological process: cell differentiation; anatomical structure development; regulation of transcription by RNA polymerase II. NCBI's taxonomy places the organism in Eukaryota, Metazoa, Arthropoda, Insecta, Lepidoptera, Pyralidae. The record is from RefSeq and is a predicted model, not a curated record. The transcript has 10 exons. Gene Ontology annotation, molecular function: RNA polymerase II cis-regulatory region sequence-specific DNA binding; nuclear receptor activity; zinc ion binding. Gene Ontology annotation, cellular component: nucleus.